GAAAAGCAGGGGGCCGACGCGGCGGCGACAGCGGUUUCCUUCCGUCCGCCCGAAGUCUCGUCGGGUGCGCGCACGAGUCAAGCGACGACAGCAACUGAGCCCAAGCGACGACACCUGCACCGGUUUCCUCCGCCUCCCUCCCGUCCCCUUUCCUCGCCCAACCUCUCGCCAUAACCUCACCACUUCACCAGUCGCCACCGCCAUGGGCGGCUCCGCCGGCGCCGGCGCCGGCGUGGCUGAUGCGCGGGGAGGAGGAGCUCCAUCCGAAUCCGAAGAAGGGACUGGCGGCAACGACUGGAAUUUCAUUCACUCAAUAGAAACUGAUAAUGUCACCGAUUCACCUAUUUUGGAGCACCUGCGAUACAGUUAGCUUCGUGACAACUCAUCCGAAAUUUCACUCACACAGCCGAGGAUAAAUAUCAGCAUGGACAGCCUGUCUACUUUCCAGAAGAACUAGUGGACAAUUGGGUGUCUUUUUCUCGUCGCGGCUUGUAUUAUUGCUACAACAUCUCGUUGCGAGGGUGUUUGAACACAACUGCUACUCCAGCAGACAUAAUAUUAGCUGUAAAAUGUGACAUGGGUCCUGAAUUCCUCUGUAACUCAUUUAACUCGGGUGGUGUUGAUGUUACCAUUCGGUACAUGAGUAUCGUUCAUCUAAAUCAAGAACAGGUCAUUUUUGCGAGAAGAUUUCAGACCACCAUUCUUUCUUUGCUCAUUGGCAAUGACCAUUCGGAGGUCAGAGAUGCUAUAAAAUACUUCCAUGAACUACAAGUAUCUGUAGGCGUUGUCUAUCUACUUCUGCCUUCAGUUUCUGGCAAGAUUGAUUGGUGUGGUAUCAAGUUUUCAACCUCAUCAGUAUAUGAUGCGACUGAAAAAGAUAUGGGACAUUGUCAUUCUUGUAAAGACGCUGAUUUACUGCAGACAAUGGACGGUCCUUGCUGCAGGUGCAUGCUUCAGAAUUCUGUUGUCUACAUCCCUCGUGAUGGAAAAUUUUAUAAUAUUACAGGGUUCCUUGACUUAAAUGAAAACAACCCGCUGCAUUUCAGAGACAAGAGUGUUGUUAGCUCCAAAAGAUGUGGCCUAUCUUUAACCUCUGAAAGCAACCCACUAUUGGUUGCCAGUGGACUAUUCACAGUGCAAAAUUUCCUCUACAAGUGCUACGGAAAAGGGAAAGAACCUAGCGGUAGAAUUGCUGUUAAGUUGCCAUCUGAACUCUGCAGAGUAGUCAUGGCGCCAGUGUCAACAAAUAUUUUGUGCAGCUUCUCAUUUGUUCCUUCCAUAAUGUAUCGUAUCCAGUGUCUGCUUCUUUCUGCAAAGUUGAAAAUCCAGUUGGGCCCAAGAAUGCAACAGUUCAACAUAACAGCUCUGAAGAUUUUGGAAGCACUUACUACAAAGGAAUGCCAGGAGGAAUUUUCACUGGAAUCAAUAGAAACACUUGGGGAUUCCUUCCUUAAGUAUGUUACAGGCCAGCAUCUUUUUAGCAAAUAUAAGCAUCGAGAGGGCAAGCUAACCUCUAUGAGAAAAGAAUUGGUCUCCAACACAACUCUAUGCCAGCUGGCUUGCAACAGGAAUCUUGUGGGGUACAUUCGAGGUGAAGAGUUUAAUAUCAAAAAAUGGAUCAUUCCAGGACUUGGUUAUGACAUAUGGGGUAACACCAAAUGUUUGUUCCUAUUAACAAAUAAUAUGUACAUACUGAAGGAAAUAUCCAUAAAAAGCAAGAGAAUUGCAGAUACAGUCGAAGCCUUGAUUGGGGCCUAUCUCAGUGCUUCUGGUGAACAGGCAGCAUUUCAUUUCAUGAAAACACUAGGAAUGGAUUUAGAACUGCAUAAUGAAAUGCAAGAUGAAAGGAAAAUUAUAACAAAAUCUGAAGAAAUCAUUGAUGUGAGAAGCUUAGAGACGAUGCUCGGUUACGCUUUCAAUGAUCGUUCACUGUUAAUAGAAGCAUUGACACAUGGUUCCUACAAUAAUGCUGGCCCUUGCUAUGAGAGGCUUGAAUUUCUUGGAGAUGCAGUAUUGGACCACAUCUUAACUGAUUACUUCUACAAACAGUACUACCCAGGAUGUACACCAGCAUUGUUGACAAAUUUACGGAAAGCUUCUGUGAACAAUUGUUGCUAUGCACAUGCAGCUGUUAAAGCAGGAUUACACAAGCAUAUUCUUCAUUCAUCAUCAAACCAGAUGAUUAACGACCUUGAGAAUUCGGGGCGGUCAUUUUCAGGCCCAUCGCAUGGUUGGGAACCUGGCAUUGGUCUACCUGAGGACCUUGCAGAUUUGAUUGAAUCAAUAGCUGGUGCGAUUUACCUCGACAGCAAGCAUAAGAAGGAGGUUGUCUGGAGAGCCAUGAGACGCCUACUGGAACCUCUUGCCACCCCAAAGACUGUGGAGCUGUACCCGGUGUCAGAACUGAAAGAAAUAUGCGAGCGCAGAAAAUACCCCAAGCCGUUAUACUCUAAAACUCGUGAUAGUGGAGUUGGAGUAACAAGGGUGGAUGCAAAGGUGAAGGCUGCAGGGACAGUGUACUAUGGAACUGGAGAAGGCCGCAACAAGAAAGUGGCGAAAAUUUUGGCCGCAAAGGCUCUGCUCCAGAAACUGAAGGUCGCAUCCGUAGCAUGAAGCUCGGAGCAGCAGCAUUAGUUUUUUAGUUACCUACGCUCCUAUAGUUGUUUUUGCAGUGGAUCAAGUCUGAUCAUUCUUGAGCGCUGCAGCUUGUGGGAAACGUUCAAGGUUUGAGCGCUGGCUCUGUCAAAAGAAGCUUCUUUAGAAUAGCUGGGUCUCCGUGGACUCUGUGUGUGUGCCUAUUGACUACUUCGCGACAAGAUUAUCAAGGGGUGACACGUCUAAAGAUGACAGUUGGCCAAGACUGGGUGUUUGGAUGGCAUUGGCUCGGAAAGGAGGCAUAACUGAUAUGAACUUUGUUUUGUGGUAAAUGGAUCCCGAUUCCUUAACUCCGAGGAGAAAUUCUCAGGUUUAACCUCAGCUUGUUGAAGACAUCGAUUGGAGUUGGAAUAGUUUGCCCUCGAAGGUGAAAGUGUUUGAUCUAGCCUUUAUUGAUGGGACCAUGGUGACGAUGAAGUGCACGACCGUCGACCGGCGUUUCCUUAUUGGAGGCGUGGUCUUUGUGGAGCCUUUUGUCCACGGUCUAGGUGUUGCUGCAAUGUUAUGGAAGUGCACGAAAUUGAAUAUUUAGUUGAUAGUUGCAGUAAAUUUACCGCAGCAAGAUAUAUAUUGUCACGAUGCUCUCCUAUUUCGUUUCUCCUUCAAUUUUUGUAGACUAUAUAUCCUAACAAUGCAGAUACCGGAAUUUGUCUUAGUGUGAUUGUAUCACCAUA
This is a messenger RNA of Panicum hallii, 3329 nucleotides long. Its product is annotated as endoribonuclease Dicer homolog 2a-like. The transcript has 9 exons. Gene Ontology annotation, biological process: siRNA processing; rRNA processing. The record is from RefSeq and is a predicted model, not a curated record. The coding region runs from base 577 to 2613 and encodes 678 amino acids. Lineage: Eukaryota; Viridiplantae; Streptophyta; Magnoliopsida; Poales; Poaceae. Gene Ontology annotation, molecular function: ribonuclease III activity; RNA binding. Gene Ontology annotation, cellular component: cytoplasm; nucleus.